Messenger RNA from Hibiscus syriacus, 881 nucleotides. RefSeq lists its product as uncharacterized. The record is from RefSeq and is a predicted model, not a curated record. The transcript has a single exon. Lineage: Eukaryota; Viridiplantae; Streptophyta; Magnoliopsida; Malvales; Malvaceae. The coding region runs from base 75 to 749 and encodes 224 amino acids.
UUUCUCAGCACACUCAAAUCAAAAACCCUUCGCCUCCACCAAACUUAGAAACCCAGAAAAAAAGGAGAAUAAUAAUGGCAGAGAAGGAGAAGAAGAAGAAGAAGCAAAAACACCAACACCCAAAUGGCCAGACAACAAAAUCUGCACCAGCAGCAGCAGAGUUCUCAUUCAAGCCAAGCUCCGAGGUAAAAGGUCUAAGAUUCGGCGGUCAGUUCAUAGUGAAAUCCUUCACAAUCAGGCGAGCAAAGCCACUCGAGCUCCUAAAACUCCUCGAUUUCCCUCCAUUCUCAAACAAAUCCAACAACAACAAGGUACCCUUCCCUUCAACAACAGCGUUUUUGCCGACGAAUUUCACAAUCUUAGCUCACCAGGCCUGGCACACACUCACUCUGGGUCUGGGCACCAAGAAAUCAAAGGUACUUUUAUUCGUUUUCGAAUCGGAAACCAUGAAGGUUGCCGUCGAUAGGAUUUGGCCGACCGAGAUCCCGCUCGGGGAAGUUAAUAAGAAGCUCAUAAGAGGGUUGAAAGGGUGUGAAAUGGCGAGGUUUAAGUUCAGGAAAGGGUGCUUAACGUUCUACGUUUAUGCUGUUAGAGGUAAUGGAAAUCUGGGUUUUUGUUGCGCUGAUGAUCUGAGAAUCGUUUUGCAAUCUGUUGUUGAACUCAGAGAUUUCUUGGAUCAUACUACCAUGCUUGCUGUGCCUAACCAGAGAAGCAUUAAUUACAGUCAUCAUGUUGCAAUGGCUCACUAACUUUUUUAUUUUUACCUUUUGAAAUGUUUGGGGGAAUUGGUUUAUUUGUUGGAUGACCUUUGUUCAUGUUAAUCUUCUUUUUUCUUGAACAAAUUUGCAGUAUGAAUAAAUUUGCAGUAGCUUAUGUGGUAG